Molecule: messenger RNA, 1641 nt
Organism: Trypanosoma conorhini
Lineage: Eukaryota; Euglenozoa; Kinetoplastea; Trypanosomatida; Trypanosomatidae
Exons: 1
Coding region: 1-1641 (546 amino acids)
Source: RefSeq, a predicted model, not a curated record
AUGCUUUCCAUCCUUCUCCCCAAAAUCACUAGGGUUCCAACCAGUAAGCAGGAAGAUUUGGAACUUGAAACUGCUCUGGAGCAUCAUAUGGAUGAAAUCGUUGCUGAGGCUGAGAACUUGUCGACCGCCUUGAGAGGCCUGCUGACAUUUAGGCUAGAGCAUGCAGUAGCGGCAGCUUCCGAUGAUGUUGUGCCCCCUAGCCUUACGGACUGUAAGGGGGGAGCAGUGCUAACGUGCGGCGUCGCGCUGGGCCUGACGUACCUGGCGGCAGCCCUCGUCCUUAGCGAAGUCAGAGACAGUGACAGUAUUGGAUGUAUGACAGAUGUUAUGUUUUGCUUUUUAUCCCCUGGAUCCACUGCCUACAGGCAUCUCCGUGGCCACAAGUAUGCCUUGCGUCGCUUUGGACAAGUGUUAAAGGGUUACAUUGAGGUUCGCGGGCGCCACGAUGAUAUGGCUUAUCAGGACACGCUCUUUGACCUUCACCAAGCGGCCAUCAGCUUCGCUCCCUCACCGGAGUACAUUACAGUCGCCCAUCCACUUUUGCUGCGGGAGGCGGCACGCCGUUGCUGUCCAGGGCCCGCACUUGCCGUUAUGCGCCAACCCGUGCUAGAGGUGUCCCCAGUGGACACCGGCGCGGACGUCACUUGCCUCCAUGCAUAUUACUGCGAGGGCGGUCUUUUGCUCGCCGCCAUGCAGUGUUGGGAAGAUGCGACAGCGUGGCUACGCUUGGCCGUAAACAUGUCAAAACACGUGCAGCGUAAAGCGGCAUUGGAGGCCCAGGCAGCAGAGGUGGAGGUCACAAGAAGCUCCUCAGUACCGCCUGAAACUGCGUUAGGGCUGAGUGGAGGAAUCUGUGACACGCUGUUGAGGGCAGCGAAGGCCUUCAUACUGGUGGCUAUUGCAUCUCAGGGCGGGUUCGACGAUCCCGCUGACCGCAGGCGGGCACUGCGUGUUAUGCAGGUAUGCCGCGGCCGUAACACCGAUCCCUACGUUCGGAUGCUGUCGGCGGCGGCACAACGUGAUGGAAAACUAUGGAGCACCCUUGAAAAUCGUUUUGAGUUCUUGUGGAAGCAAGACGGAACGACGGAACUUGUUGCCGAGGCUGGCCUUCGGCUGCGACGUCAUGUCAUUUGCGACCUGGCAAUGGUUGCGAACCGCGUUUACCUGUCCGACAUUCUCGCUGCCUUUCGCACCCACUCCCUUUGCGGGCUAGGUGGCAUUAGCGACGCCGAAGAAUUGCCUGCCUUGCUUCAGCUCUUGGCUAGCAUGCAGGAAGAUGGAGACCUGCUCAUCCGUCUGGAUAACUCCCAUUAUGGGAGACCGGGAGAAGCGGAGUCCUCACUAGAGGAGCAGAGUAAUGACAUGAGAGUGGAGCCGUUGACGGUGCGGCUCGAUCUCCCGCCGAAGCGCAUUCCUGCGGCACUGGGGACGUCUCGCCGUGGGUGCGAUCUGCUUUCUCUCUCCGAUGCUGAUCUUUGGAAGAAGCAGCGCUACGAGCAGGCACAGUUCCGUUCUGCCAUGGAGGACAGGAUCCGAUGGUACGAGCGCACACGCGCCGCCUUUUCGCGAGCGACGGAGGCGCCAAGCGGUGAAAGUGCGCAACGCGUAGAGGACGAUGGCAACGACAGCGGCUGCUGCUAA